This is a messenger RNA of Fundulus heteroclitus (mummichog), 1967 nucleotides long. It is a transcript of the gene cox10, whose product is annotated as protoheme IX farnesyltransferase, mitochondrial. Gene Ontology annotation, cellular component: membrane; mitochondrion. The coding region runs from base 100 to 1518 and encodes 472 amino acids. Gene Ontology annotation, biological process: heme biosynthetic process. Lineage: Eukaryota; Metazoa; Chordata; Actinopteri; Cyprinodontiformes; Fundulidae. The record is from RefSeq and is a predicted model, not a curated record. Gene Ontology annotation, molecular function: protoheme IX farnesyltransferase activity. The transcript is spliced from 7 exons.
UGCGUCCCGGAAGUGCUUCUCUUUACCUAACGAGGUCAAGAUGGCGGCGUACUGCCUGUGAAAGGGUCGUUCCAGGAGGCAGCUAUAUGAUCGCAAAACAUGUAUAAAGCGCCAUGCAGCAGAUUGACAGGUUUUCUUGGUUUAAGAGUGAAACAGAAAUUGGUUCAAAUUGCUCCUCGAUGUGACCGGACUGCUAGAAGCCUUAUUUACCUGCACAGAAGAGACCCCUCAAACUGGCUGACAUAUCAGCAGCUUAACUUUCUGAAACGACAGUAUGUUACGAAAAACAGCAGCGAACUUCACCAGCGUGCGAUCCCCAAACGUGACCUGACCAUCGUUGAUGAAAGAGAUGGCAACGUCGAAAGGCGGGUCGAGAGAAUCCCGGCUAUCAAUCCGGAGCUCCCGGAAGUCGUCCCGCUGUCAGAGGAUGUGACCCAUAAAGCACAGCCUAAAAACUCCGCCGCUAAGCCUGCUUCACAAAGCGGGACAGCUCCGAAAGCUUCUGUGUCCCAUCUUGCUGCUACCACAGUUGAGCCGCCUCACGUCUACGUCGAGACGGAAGAGGCGAGGCAGGCCCGACUAGACAGACAGUGGAAGCCGCUGAAAGUUGAUGUGGCCGACCUGCCGGAUGUCUACGCUAGACUUGCUAAAAUUAAACUUACAGCUCUGGUGGUAACAACUGCAGCAGCUGGCUUUGCAAUGGCUCCCGUCCCCUUUGAUCCCGUCAUGUUUUUCGUGUCUGCUCUGGGAACAGGCCUCGCAUCCUGUGCUGCCAAUUCCAUUAACCAGUACUUUGAGGUGCCCUUUGACUCCAACAUGAACCGAACAAAGAACCGUCCCCUCGUCAGAGGACAGAUCAGCCCGCUACAUGCUGUGUCAUUUGCUUUUGCCUGUGGCAUUCCUGGAGUUGCUCUGCUCACGCUGGCAGUAAACCCCCUGACGGGCUUCCUGGGCGCCCUCAACAUCUUCCUGUACACCUGCUGCUACACCCCACUCAAGAGGCUCAGCAUCGUCAACACCUGGGUGGGAGCAGUGGUCGGAGCAAUACCUCCGGUGAUGGGCUGGAGCGCCGCCACGGGCAGUCUGGAUCCAGGUGCUUUGCUGCUGGGAGGUUUCCUCUACUGCUGGCAGUUCCCCCACUUCAACGCUCUUAGCUGGAACCUGAGGGAAGACUACUCGCGCGGCGGCUACCGCAUGAUGUCCGUCACCCACCCGGGCAUGUGCAAGCGGGUGGCCCUGCGCCACAGCCUGGGCCUGGUGGCGCUGUCCACCCUGGCGCCGGUGCUGGACGUCACCACCUGGACCUUCCCCGUCAUCUCCCUGCCCGUCAACCUGUACAUCAGCUACCUGGCCGCCCGCUUCUACCACAAGGGGGACCGCGACAGCGCCCGCAAGCUCUUCUUCUGCAGCCUGUGGCACCUGCCCAUGCUGCUGCUGCUGGCGCUCACCUGCAAGAAGUACAGCAGGAGUCAGGGGGACACGGCGGCGCCUUCGACCCUCACGCCACCAGCGUCGUAACUUGGGGACCCUCUUUUGAACCACAGUACUCCCGUCUGGCUCAGCGAUGGUUGGAGAGAUGUUUGCUGACACUGCUUUACAGGAAACACACCAUGUUGCGAUCUUUUCAAACGUGUGUGCUGUAAAUAUAUUUAUUUAUAAAGGGUCCCACCAGUUCUUCUGUCUUAUUUCUGACUGAGAAGUUACCUUGUACUGUGUACGCCACUCUCACGGGAUGCCUCAGCGCCUCUGCAGCUCGUUUAGCCGCUGCCGUAAGGUUUUUAGGAAGUGGUACAACAGGACACGUGUAAUGAUGAUAUGUUACUUGAUGGUAAUUAAACCUCAUUUUGAUUUGAAACGAACAUGUGCAGGGUUUUAAAUUUAAAAAAAGAAACCUGCUUUACGUGGAUCAUUUAUCCCCCUGUGGAACACAAAGGUGAACAUCUUGGAACAAUAAACGGUUAAUGAUU